Messenger RNA from Sorghum bicolor (sorghum), 1239 nucleotides. RefSeq lists its product as uncharacterized. The record is from RefSeq and is a predicted model, not a curated record. Lineage: Eukaryota; Viridiplantae; Streptophyta; Magnoliopsida; Poales; Poaceae. The transcript is spliced from 5 exons. The coding region runs from base 114 to 1046 and encodes 310 amino acids.
GCCCAAGAAAACGACAGGUCCACAGCCGCUGCGCCCAAUUGCAACCAGAUACCCUCCCCGCGCCGGCGUCCGGCGAUCGCCGGCAUCGGAGCGAUGGAUCACCCAUCCACGUGAUGGAUCCGCCAGCGCCUUCUCCGAGGCCCCCUGUGGGCGAUGGGGCACAGCCAUCGGAGCGUAACCGGCAGCGACCAAGGUCUGCACUCCGUGGCGCCCUCGGGGUGGCCUUCCCCAUCGCGGUAUCGUUCCUCUUCUCCUUCCUCGUCGGGCUCGCUGGGCUCGCGCUUGGUGGCCUCUCAUCCACCGCAUCGGUCUCCAUGCCCUCCACCUGCCGCGUCCUCUCCACCGGUGUUGACCUUAGGUCAUCAAAGGUUUGCGAGCUUGGAUUAUUGAACUAUAGAGCUAAGCAUAUCUUCUACCCGUCGAGUAAGAGAAGAUUCCGCUGCCAUGAUGACUACUACUGGGCUUCAGUUUUACAGGUUGAAUACACAGAAUAUUUUUCUGGCCAAGUAUCUUAUGCAGUGGCAGAGGCCCCAAAAGAGGCUCUUCCUCAUAAUUGUCGACCUGAUUUUGGUGCUGCAUGGUCAACAACAUUAAAGUUCAAGGUCAAUGAAUCAUACAGUUGCAGAUAUAUGCUAGGUAGUAACAAGGCUGAUAUUCACUCGGACAAACUAUUCAAUUGUACUGCUGAGGAACCUUCAACUACGGAGCUGCUCAAAAGGAUACUUAUACUGUUUUCAGAGAUGUAUGUGUCAGAAGAUUUCAGUUCAGAACGGAUGCUUGGAUAUGUAGCAGCAGGUGUUGUGCUCGGCAUGUUGAGUUCGAUGUUCAUUACAGUCUUAUUUAGAGGUUUCUAUGGAUUGUUGCUUGCUGCAGCCCGGUGGGCUGUGAGGAAGCAUAGCAUCAGAGCAUUUGCCAGUCGGUUGAAGCGUGCCUGCCUUCUUGUUGCCUAUGUAUCAGCUGUUGGCUGGAUCACCUUGCAGUAUAGCAAAUUUAUCGGAUUGAAAGAACUUUUGUCAGAUUCUGAACUCAUGGAGAGGUUCUUCUAAACUGUAGAUGUAUUCGCCGGUGUAUAUUGUACUUGUAAUACCAUUCGGUUAUUUAGGAAGUUUUCUUCUUUUGAUCUGAAAUCAGUCCUCUGUUGUACGAGUAUAUGUACAUGCCAACACUGCUGCUCUGUCACAAACAUGUUUUUCGUGCCACAUUUUAUCAAGGACAGCUAGCUGACGACCUGACGCCACA